ACGAGGUACGGUUUUAGUUUCACAAUCUCAUUGGCUAUACAAGAAUGAUUGCUCACAACACACGUUAAUAUGUGAUUUCUUUUUGCUUAUUAUAACAGACCGAGUGCAUCGAUUUGUCAAAAGAUGGUGGUAAAGAUGAUAGCAACGAUACGUACGUUUAUAAGCAGUGUUUUGUGGUUGAAGGUUUUGCAAGCACAUUUGUUGUUUACUAAUCUUAUGUUUUCUGAUAUACCAAUAAUGAUACAGAGCCAUCAUUUAUUCGUUAGAUUCGAUGGGCAUCUCACGCCAAAGGAGUGCCAACCGGAUUAUCAAGUACCUGCAAUCUGCUGCUCAGGAUCGAUUAGGAAUUGAUGCUAAGCAGUUCAAAAAACCAAAAUAUGUCAAGGCAAAUGUAAGUAAUUGAAUUACGACAAAAGGGAGUCUCACGAGACCCUACAAAAAACG
Messenger RNA from Zychaea mexicana, 444 nucleotides. RefSeq lists its product as uncharacterized. The coding region runs from base 124 to 351 and encodes 75 amino acids. The record is from RefSeq and is a predicted model, not a curated record. Lineage: Eukaryota; Fungi; Mucoromycota; Mucoromycetes; Mucorales; Lichtheimiaceae. The transcript has a single exon.